ACGAAGUUACGAAGUGCUCCGACACCUCUCCUCUAGGCCUUUAACCUCUCUGAGUCUUGCGCUAUCUUGAGCGGCCUUUCCAGUACAUAACGAAGAACAGCUCGAGGUGAGAACAAGAUGUCUGCAACGCCCGCACCCAAAUACAUCAUCGAGCAUAUGGAGGAGGAUGACGAUCAGACCCGAACACUACCGCCAUGGGUCCUCUUAGAAUACGGCCAGAUGCUCAAGGUCGCUUCCCCGAGUUCGACGGUCGGGUUCACCUCCCUCUCGGCGUCGACUCAUGCCAGCAUUAGCACCCAACUCGACACUGUCGUAUCUCAGACCUCGUCGUCCUCAUCCAAGCCUCCGGCGAAAUUCUUUGCCUCCAAGGAAAGCAUCCUCACCUACCUCGCCUCUGCUUCUCCUCCUAUUCCCAUCUCCAAAGUCUGCCUCUUGGACCCCAAGGCGCCCAAAGCUCUCUGUCCGGAAGACGGUCAAGCGGGCAAGUUCGAGUUCUUCCUCUUUGGAGGAAUUUUGGGAGACGACCCUCCAAGGGAUAGGACGGGCGAGUUGAGGAGGAUGGGCUUCGAGGGGAGACACUUGAGAGAUGUGCAGAUGACGACGGAUACGGCAUUGCACGUGACCAAGCUCGUCGUCGAGGAUCAGAUCCCUCUGGAAGACAUUAAAUACGUCGACUACCCGACCAUCACCUUCAACCCUAGAGAAAGCGUAGAGAUGCCCUUCCGAUACGUGGCGGAUGAGAAGGGAGAACCCAUCUUGCCCGAGGGGAUGCGCAAGCUGCUGGAAUCAGACUUGAACCGGACGUUCGAGUUCUGAGUGGUGUUGUACGAUCAUGUACGGAACAUAUCAAGCGUAUACGACGAGAGUGCCAGAUUUUGCGUAACAUGGGAGAUAGCCGGAGAUCCUUCCACGCCGUCAUUACGAGC
Molecule: messenger RNA, 926 nt
Organism: Filobasidium floriforme
Lineage: Eukaryota; Fungi; Basidiomycota; Tremellomycetes; Filobasidiales; Filobasidiaceae
Product: SAM-dependent RNA methyltransferase
Exons: 6
Coding region: 118-816 (232 amino acids)
Biological process (GO): peptidyl-arginine methylation
Molecular function (GO): protein-arginine omega-N monomethyltransferase activity
Source: RefSeq, a predicted model, not a curated record